GUCGAUGGAUACGAUACGUACCUAACCUAAGGUAUCUACUUCUGUUUAAUUCAAACUUCUUACCUCCGAACCAGAACCAGACCCAGAACCAGAACCCUUACCUACUACUAUCUUUUUUUCUUUCCCCACCGUGACCUUUCACUUCGUUAUCUUUUUCAAGUCAAUUCAACCUUAUCUUAAUUAUCCUUUCUCCUCUAUUAUGUUAAAAUAGUCUCCAUCUAUUCUCUUGAUACUAGAUAUCUGGUUUCAAGGGUUUAAAGGCAUUGGUGGCAUCUGUCCUUCUUUCGGAGGCAGGUUGUGGACCUGAUAGAAAGCCGAAGCCAAAGCCGAAAACCGAAGCAAAAACAGAAACAGAAACAGAAGCUAUAAUGGCCGACAAUGCAUCAAGCUCAAGACUCCUAUCGCCUCCUAGAGUCAACAAUGGUAAGGAGAGAAGAAACCCAUCUAUUACUCCAAGGAAGUUCCAAAGAUUCUUCACUCCUCGGUCUCGAGUCCCUACGCGAAUCAGUCCGGCAAGAAAAGCUCUUCAGGACCUUGCCGCCCCUGAGUUGAACCGUUAUCAAACGCCUGCUCCCUCUAGUCCCUUAAGACCUUAUUCUGAAGAACAUAUUCGAGAUGAGAAUAUCGAUGCUGUAGAUGCCCCAAUACCAAAGAGACGAAAGUUCAACCAUACUCCCGACUCUUCGCCUUGCCGACCCCCUUUAGCUUGUCAGCCGAACCAUAUUGGAUCCGAUGCAUUGUCAAAUACCCGGUCAGCCUUGCUCAGCCCAAUUAGAUCUAUUCGCUCUAGUCAGGAGGAUAUCGAAUUGGAUGAUGAUGAUGAUGAUAUCAGUGAGGAUGAACUCCCAUCGUGGCCAAAGCCAAUCAACCGACUCGUACCUCUGACGAGUCGGGGCCUUGCCGGCCAACUUGCGCAAAGACAACUAGGGGGAAUGCCUCGAGCUGGAUAUUCUUUCAUGUCUUUCCCCACCCCAGACUGGCGAAUUGAUACUGCCGACUUUUACAGCAAGCCGGAUGAUGUUCACUCAUGCAACAGCCACGAUAGUCAAGGCCGAUGUAUACCAUUUUGUGUGGCCGCCUGUCAUAAGAAUAGCUUGACCGCAGUAGGAGAUGAGGAAGGCCGCGUUCGUUUGCUUGAAUCAUCUGGCAAUCCGUCCGAGCCCUUUCGCAACAUUCAUCUAUGCUUCCAGGCCCAUACCAAUGCUAUCAUCGACCUGUCCUUCUCUAACGACGACUACCGUCUAGCUACUGCGUCUGGCGAUCAGACAGGAAGAGUUAUAGAUAUGAUAACACAAACUCCAAUUGCAAUUCUCCAAAAUCAUACAGCGUCUCUCAAGCAAGUUCGUUUCCAACCAGGUAAAUCCGACGGCAGCGUUCUCGCGACGUCUUCUCGUGACGGCAGUGUUCAGAUAUGGGAUCUUCGUUGCGCAGGGAAGCCAGUACAGGAUAUAUUGGCACCAGAGGAACGCGAAAUCGCUCUACGAUACCGUUGCCCGGCCCCCAAGCAAGGUUGCGCGGUAAAUAGUCUAUAUCACGCUCAUGCACGUACAUCACGUCAAGCUCAGCAGGCAUCUAACCUCGGACCUGGGGAUAUUCCAUCGCAUCGCGAGCUACCAAACCGAGUAGGCGAUGUAUCUGUUACAGCACUUGAGUUCUUACCUUCAGGACAGGAGCACUUGCUGCUUACCGCUUGUGAGGCAGAUGCCUCUAUCAAACUUUGGGAUAUCCGUGCCAUACACUCUUCACGCCAGAAAGUUCCCUCUCCAUUAUCGGUUACUACCCCACCUUCUUCGCAUCAGCAUUGGAGACCCUUCGGGAUUUCGUCCCUAGCGCUCAAUACUGAUGCCUCUCGACUAUAUGCGGUGUGCAAGGACAAUACUGUGUAUGCAUAUUCAACUGCCCACCUCAUACUGGGACAUGCCCCAGAGAUGUCUACACGGAACGGCGAGCCACCCCGACGACGACACAAUGCGGUACCUCAUCAAGGUCUAGGCCCGCUGUACGGAUUCCGGCAUUCGUCGUUUCACGCGGCCAGCUUUUACGUCAAGGCUGCCGUUAGGCCUACCCGUGAUGGUAAAAGCGAGCUCUUAGCCGUAGGGAGCAGCGACUGUUGUGCCAUGUUGUUUCCUACACAGGAACGAUAUUUUAGAGAUGAUCUUUUAGGUGCGAUGGGCUCUCUAAGUUUGGAAGACUCUACGAUAGGUGUUUCUCAGCAACGACCGGCAUUGAACUUGAGCUUCUCCUCUAUCGACUCGAAUGCCACACGCAGGCCGCUGUCAAGGACCAAUAGUAUCGCAAAUCUCUCUACCAGACUCAACGACGAUAUACCUAUCGUUCGAAUGGGAACACCGCUAGUGCGUGGGCAUGAGAGCGAAGUUGGCGCGUUGACCUGGACGAGCGAGGGUAAGCUUGUGACGGUGGGUGAUGACUUUUUGAUUCGGUGUUGGAGCGAAGGGAGAGACGAGGCGGCGGACCUGAGGACAGGCGGCGAGACGGGUGGUCGACGUUGGGGGUGCGGCUGGGCGGAUGUCGGAGACGAUUGGGACCAGGCCGAUGACGAUGAGGAGUGAAAAGGUGGAAAGUUAAGGCCGACAUUAUGGCAUGGCGUCGGACGGGAAACAAGUAUUCAGCAUUGAGCGUUAUAAGCUCUGGAUUAUACCCCUAUAUUUGCUUUAGAGCUUGACAGAUAAGCUCCUUUCUGUGUGUAUGAGUUCAGAUUUAAUGAAACCCCAGUACUACAAAAGUCGGCUUUUUAAUCAUUCGACGUUAGUCUAGCUUUCUGGUGAACGUUUUGAUGCAGUAUGAUGUCGAUGUUCCUGCGGUGUGAACCCUUAAUGCUAUGCGCACUAAGCUUUCUCGGACGAAGUCUUGAUGAAAAGUAGUUGAAGCAGAAGCUUAAUGUUUUCUAUAGUGGUUCGAUUUCGAACUACACAGAUUGUUGCUGAGUAUGGUAUAUACAAUAGCUAUGGAAGAGUAGUUUAGGUUUGAUGACGCAAGUAAAAUGCAAGCCCGACGCCCAAGUCUAACAACAUAGGAGGUAGUGAUGCUAUAUCAUCGGGUCAUGCUGACUUUACAAGCUAAUUCUGCAAGAUCUCGACAUUCCACGCUAAAGCAUUCUGCAGUAAGCUCUUAAAAAUCCAUAUCAUAAGUUAGAGGUGGUCAUUAUACCUCCCUACAAAUAUACCUACA
This is a messenger RNA of Daldinia caldariorum, 3189 nucleotides long. Its product is annotated as WD40 repeat-like protein. Bases 369 to 2570 code for a protein of 733 amino acids. Gene Ontology annotation, biological process: proteasome-mediated ubiquitin-dependent protein catabolic process. The transcript has a single exon. Gene Ontology annotation, cellular component: nucleus. The record is from RefSeq and is a predicted model, not a curated record. Gene Ontology annotation, molecular function: protein binding; protein-macromolecule adaptor activity. Lineage: Eukaryota; Fungi; Ascomycota; Sordariomycetes; Xylariales; Hypoxylaceae.